Messenger RNA from Procambarus clarkii (red swamp crayfish), 3757 nucleotides. RefSeq lists its product as uncharacterized. The record is from RefSeq and is a predicted model, not a curated record. Gene Ontology annotation, molecular function: guanyl-nucleotide exchange factor activity. Lineage: Eukaryota; Metazoa; Arthropoda; Malacostraca; Decapoda; Cambaridae. Gene Ontology annotation, cellular component: cytoplasm.
AUGGCGGGUCAGCGAGAGUGGAACGCCCUCUUGCUAGGCCUGGUGGAGGUGACCCAGGGCCUGGGUACCCUCAACAGGGAGCAGAGAGUCGACGUGGCCCGCCAGUGUCAUGAUGUCGUGUGUGGUGUGGGCGAGGCUUCCUCGGUGAACCUGCGGCUCCUUGCGACUGGUACCCUGGCAGUGGUGGUACACCUGGAGGAAGGUACCGUCCAGGUGAUCAACGACGACGACCUGGUAUGUUCCCACAAGAUGAAGGCAGUGAGCGUGAUGGCGGCCAUACGCAAGACUUCAGGCCAUGUAGUCUAUAUUGGCUGGUGUCAGGAGAAGGCCCAGCGACUGGCUGUGGUGUUGGACAUGUGGUCUGAGCAGGAGGCAGACUCGCUCAUUCAGGGAUACAAGGCCGCCAGACAGGCGACACUUCCAAGUUUGAUACUUUCAGGGUCUCCGGUAGCUCAGGCACCGUCCCCUGGCGGCGACCCGGACAGACGGACACGUCCUCUUCGCUCGUCGAUAUAUUCAGAAAACACAGUUCCUUUGCCUCAAGCCGGCCUGACCUUAACAUCACCGCCGUUGCCUCCUCGUAAGCCUCCCAUCAACCCUCCAUAUAAUGAGAAUGUAGCCACCCCACCACUACCACCUAGACCUCCUGCUCAGUCCAAGCCUUCCUUGGAGACCAAGCCGUCUUACGAAGCCAAGCCAUCCCUGGAGAUCAAACCGCCACCGCAGAACGUCAUUAGAGAUAAAUUUGAUAAUACUGCAAAGCUAAUGAAGGGAAAGUUCAAACAGUUUGUCGGUGCAGGUAAAGGCGCCGCUUCACAUUACGUGAAUAACAUUACCAGCGUCGAUGAAGAGAAGAGCAUUUAUAACGUGACUUCUCCAAUGGUGUCUUCAGCGCCGGUAGCUUUUUCCCCCGGGGGCUCAGGAGGAUUCAGUGCUCCUCCACGAGAGCGGAAGUCAAGUGAGCCGCCUGAAGAGAAGAAAAUUUAUAACGUGACUUCUCCAGUGCAUGCAGCGUCUUUUCCCGGGAGCUCAGGAGCACCCAGAGCCCCUCCACGAGAGCGCAAGUCAAGUGAGCCGCCUCUCACGCCUCGCUUAGUGCCUUCCGACAGUGACUUUCAAUGGCCUUCUGACGACGAAGACGAUUUCAACUACGAGAACGACGAAACGUACUACUCGUUUUUAGGGAUUAGCGUAAAGGAAACUGAAAGAAUCUACAUGAAAUCUCAAAUGGUAGAGUUGAUAGAGUCAGAAGCAACUGAUUCGACGCUAGAAGAACAUAUUUCAUAUUUUCUACAAAAUGAAUACGAUUACCUGAGUUGCCUCGAAAGACUAAAACAAGCAAGAAAAAUGCUAAAUCCUGAGCUACAGAACCUUCUCAGAGUCACAGAAGCCUUGGCUACCACUCACAAUGAUAUGUACAUAGAUUUACACGAAGGCUACACAUCAUGUUCUAAAAUAGCUAAUGCCUUUAUAGAACGAAAAGAUAAGCUGGACCACUAUAUCUAUUAUUUGAUGAAUGCCCCCAAGAUAAACACCUAUAUAAAGAAUAUGCCGGAGGAGAAUACACUGCUUCUCCCAACACUACAGGAGGACCUGAGGACCUCUUGGAAGAGGCUCCACUUCUACUUCAUGAGUCUGGAGAAGAUACUCGGUAGUGCCCCACAGGGAGACAAGGCAGCACUUAAAGUAGUAGUGGAGAUGCUCCGAGAUAUGAACCUUCAAGCAGACUCCUGUAUCCUUUUAGAUGGUGUCAAAGAAUGUCCCUUUGAACUCCUUCUCUAUUGCCCUCUGAUUCUCCACAAUGCCUUCAAAAUCAAAGGCCCUCUAACAAUCAGGACUAGACCAAACUACCGUGUCCUCUUGUUUGCCGAGAUCAUCGUGGUGACGGUGCCGAAGAACGACCAAUACGAGUAUCAAGAACACAUACCCAUGAACCAGGUCAAGUUCAUCGCCGCUAGCUACUUCACCAACACAGAUUUUGAUCUUGAGAUAAUGUCUGGAGGGCAAAAGAGGAACAAAAGAUACACGUUCCGGGCGCCGAGCCCCGAGGCCAGGGACGUGUGGGUGGAAGCCAUCACGCGUCUCCUCCAUGCCAACGCAGAGAAAAUAAAAAAUUUGGUCACAAAACGCUACGGUUCGGCAGAUAAGAACGAAUGAAAAUUAAAACAGAAAAUUGGACCUAUGUUACUUUUGUGUUUCCUGAAGGAAAAUGCGGGAAAAAACGUGAAAUUCAUUGAUUUUGGAAAUCGUAAAUAAUAUUUGUAAUCAUAUUUUAAGGGGUUACUCCAGUACUUAUCAAGACAUGUAAACAUUGUUCACCUUGUAAGUUAAUAUUUGCAAGGAUCACCAUGGAUGCCCAACAACUGCAAGGAUCAGCUUGAAUGUCCCACACCUGCAAGGAUUAUCACAUAUGCUCCACAGCUGCAAGGAUCACCAUGAAAAUUCCACACACCUAUAAGGACCAUCAUGGAUAUCCCACACCUGCGAGGAACCAUGCACAAGUGACCAGAUGCUGUACAGAUGCACUGUGAGAAGAUAACCGGAACCAUUGUGCAUUAUGACUCUCCUCAAAUCUCUUAAGAGACAAAAUUAUGUUAUAUAAGGAUUUACAAAUCAUCUGUAAUUAUUGGCAUCAAUUCUCCGGGUCUGUUGAGGCUGCUUCAGAGGCUAUUAGCGCCUAGAUAAUGUCCCUAAAUAUAUAAUUUAUGGAGAAACCUACCUUUAUAUAAUUUUUCUUUAUUUAAUUUUAUCUUUAUGUAACUGAUACACCUUUAUAUAUAUAUAUAUCCUUCAUUUUUAUGUAAUUUAUUUUAGUUAUAUUAAUAUACAUGAACAAAAUAUGCAAACUAUGUGUUAGAAAUAUAGACAAAAUGUUAUAUAUAUAUAUAUAUAUAUAUAUAUAUAUAUAUAUAUAUAUAUAUAUAUAUAUAUAUAUAUAUAUAUAUAUAUAUAUAUAUAUAUAAUAAUGUUGUAACCAUUGCCUUAGUAGGGAUAUAGAGACAGGAUGUCUAAAAUUAACAAAUAAAUUGAUAAGCGUGAGCUAUCCUGAACUUGGAGUAUUAACUGCAACCCUAUUUUGCAUACUGCUAUGUUUGCCAAUCCUAGUUUCCUUUCCUUGUUUCAUGGUCUGCUUUAACUGUCAAAUCACCCUCCCCGAGUCCUAUCCUGCUGAUCCAAGAUGACUGAGGUAAUGAGCCUUGCCGUGAGUGUUCAGGGACUAGGCUUGAGGGUGUGCCUCUGCUCUGUCAGUGGAGGCAAGUGGUAAGGUGACAGAUAAAGAAAGAAAUUGAAUUGUUAAAUGAGUGUUGAAGUCAUGGCACCUGCAUAAUUAAUAUCAGGUCCCCCGAGCUUACUGACAAAGUGGAUAAAGGUUCCCCAUUGUUCCGCAGGAUAUAUAUAUAUAUUUUUUUCCCAAUUGUAUUUUGAACUAAAGUAAUAUGUUCACAUUUACGGCUUCGGCGAUGUCACAUUUACGGCUUCGGCGAUGGGUAUAGGUCCACUACCACUCAAUGUAUAUAUGCUGGUUAGCAUUGUAAAUGUGUCGCCACGUCUGUGGUAGAAAAUAAUAAACAAAAAAAAAAUAAAAACUUACAGGAUUGGUAUGGGGUGUAAAAUAAACAAAUAAAAAGGUUAAUUAGUUAAUUAGCCGUUAAGAUGUAAGUCUCGUUCUAACCACACACUCAGACAAUGAUAAAACACUCAGCAGAGUGCGAAAGAUUCAGUAUAAAUCUUUACAUAAAAUACACAAAUACAUAAG